AUGCGUAUUGGUGCUGUAUAUCCGUACAGUGCAUACCUAAACCCAACGCGACCUUCCAGAGUUUGGUCACUUCUCUGCCGACUCGCCAACGUCACAGAACAAUUUCAGCACUUCUCACUUCGCGGAGCUCCAGGAAACCUUGUCCCAAAGCUUCGCAUGCCGCAUUGUUCGGCACUGACUCGAGAGAAACACUGGUACCUUAUGCCUAAUAGCAACUUCGAAGCAACUUCAUCAAUCCGGGACUUGGCCGCACACCAGUAUCAUCCUCUGCCUCAAACUCGAUCAAGACACCGGGUCAUACAGUCAUAUUCGAAAGAAAUACUAUCAGGAAUCCACUGCGGUGGUGAAUCUCUCAUGCCAUGGCCUACACGGCGCCUACAAAGCACUACUGCUGGGCCAUUACGUACCAAAAUGAGAGAUUCGGAGACAGUACCAAAUCGGAUCCUGGAUAUGGACCAAGCGAGACAGAGAGGCCAAUCGAACCUGGCCAGAAAGCUGCCAAUCCCUAACCAAAAGUUCGCGCCAGCCGAGAUCUGCGCUGAACCCCAGCCAGUUUCCGCCGUUCUCCCACAUGGCGUCCAGGUAGUUCUGGGUCGAUAA
Molecule: messenger RNA, 600 nt
Organism: Colletotrichum lupini
Lineage: Eukaryota; Fungi; Ascomycota; Sordariomycetes; Glomerellales; Glomerellaceae
Exons: 4
Coding region: 1-600 (199 amino acids)
Source: RefSeq, a predicted model, not a curated record